AUGUCGCGGCAACUCACUCUGGACGGCGAUGAGAGACGCGAGCUUCUGGAACGCGGCGAACAGCACGCGAAGAAGUUCUGGCAAGGCUUCUUGGAUUUCGCCUUUUCAGGAAACGUCCUGGAAGUUGCAUUCGGUUUGAUCCUCGCAUCCGCAUUCACGUCGCUCACGAACUCCCUCGUGAGCGACAUUCUGCUUCCCCCGCUGUCUGUCAUCCUGCCCUUGAACCGCAACUUGGACGAGAAAUUCGCCGUCCUCCAAGCUGGGCCAAACUAUGACGAUCUCAACGGCUACACGACGCUCGACCAAGCGGUGACGGAUGGCGCUGUCGUCUUAGCAUAUGGGGUCUUCUUGAACAAAUGUGUCAACUUCCUUGGUCUGGGAAUUGCGCUAUAUAUAAUGGCACUGAUGUACCAGCGUUACUCCCAUGAGCCCAUCAUCAAGCAUCAGGUCAAGUGUCGGUAUUGCAGGAAGAAGAUCAAUGAGAAGUCCCAGAGAUGCAUAUUUUGCACAAGCUGGCAAGAUGGUCGCGAAGAGAUGAUACGUUGA
Pseudomassariella vexata is the source of this 546-nucleotide messenger RNA. RefSeq names its product large-conductance mechanosensitive channel. The transcript is spliced from 4 exons. The record is from RefSeq and is a predicted model, not a curated record. Gene Ontology annotation, molecular function: mechanosensitive monoatomic ion channel activity. Bases 1 to 546 code for a protein of 181 amino acids. NCBI's taxonomy places the organism in Eukaryota, Fungi, Ascomycota, Sordariomycetes, Amphisphaeriales, Pseudomassariaceae. Gene Ontology annotation, biological process: monoatomic ion transport; intracellular water homeostasis.